AUGAACGCCACGUCUACGAAAAAAACCCCCGACGUGUCUGGUACAUGGUACGAAAACCGCUACCCCGGCUGCGCCUGCGACGUGCCCUCACACAACUACGUCUACUCGUUUGAGCCGAAAGCCAACUGGUCCUCUGUGUACGCCGGCUCGUCUGAAAUCCGCAGUUAUUUCGCGGGUUUUGCCAAGAAGUACGAUCUGGGACGGUACAUUCGCACGUCGCACCUCGUCACAGAGACACAAUGGGAUGCUGAGAAAGGCCAGUGGAUCGUGCAGGUUCAGGAUUUUGCGACUGGCCAGACGGCCUCGGACUGGUGCCAUAUCCUUGUCCAUGCUACGGGGUAUCUGAAUAAACUGGCCUGGCUAAAGGUGCCGGGGCUUCACGACUAUCAGGGCAUUAAGCUGCAUAGUGCGGACUACGACGACACAGUGCCGCUAGCGGGUCGCGAUGUUCUGCUCAUCGGAGGUAGAUCUUCAGCGGUGCAGAUCCUUCCAGCAACUCAGCCGACUGCGAAAAGCGUAAAGAUCUUUAUCCGCUCACCGGUUUGGGUGUUGCCGGAUAUAAGCACCGAGGCAGGAGCGUUCUCCGAGGAGCAGAUCGAGCAUUUUGUGAACCAUCCAGAGAGUGUGUUGACAUUGAGACAGCAGAAUGAGCGGACGAUGAAUAGUAUAUUUACGGUCUAUCUGAAAAAUACUAUCUUGCAGCAACAAUGCAAGGAUCUUCUGGAGUCAGAGAUGAAGAAGCUCUUCCAGAACAAGGAGCUCCAAGAGAAGCUUAUCCGUGAUUUUGCUGUGGGAUGUAAACGCGUCAUCCCCUCCGGCUUCCGAUAUCUGAAGACCCUCCAAAAAGAAAAUGUUACCAUCGUCCCCGGCAGCGUCACCUCAUUCGCCAAGUCCGGCUGUACCAGCACCAGCACUAACGACCAAGUCCACUCCGGCGACGUGGUCAUCUGCGCCACCGGCUUCGACACGUCCUACAUCCCUCGCUAUCCUAUCCUGGGCCCCUGCGGCCGCAAUCUCCAGACCGAAUGGGCCGACUCCGUCUCUGGUUACAUGGGGGUCGGCAUCCCCGAGUUCCCCAACACCUUCACUAUGCUAGGGCCCUGGACGCCCGUCUCCAACGGUCCUACGCUGAUCGCCAUCGAAGCCCAAGCCGGCUACAUCUGCUCCUUCAUCGACCGGUAUCAGACGGAACCGAUCCACAGCAUGGCGCUAAAGCGAGCGGCCUGCGAGGACUUCAAGGCCCACGUAGCCUCCUUCAUGGAGAAAGCCGUCUGGACAGAUCGGUGUCGCAACUCGCAUAAUAACCACAUAACUGGGAACCGUGUCCCAACGACUUGGCCCGGUAGUACGCUGCACUACUUGGAGGCUCUGAGAGAGCCCAGAGCAGACGACUGGGAGUUUGUGUAUAAGGGGAAUCGGGAUUUUGCAGACGGAAGGGGAUCCCACGGCGGAUUUAGGGUAUUACAUCCGUCAAACGGACGACGGGCAGUGGGCGAGUCGAUGGAAACGGACGCUGGUGAUGGCGAAGACGGGUAG
Molecule: messenger RNA, 1536 nt
Organism: Aspergillus affinis
Lineage: Eukaryota; Fungi; Ascomycota; Eurotiomycetes; Eurotiales; Aspergillaceae
Product: flavin-containing monooxygenase
Exons: 4
Coding region: 1-1536 (511 amino acids)
Molecular function (GO): flavin adenine dinucleotide binding; NADP binding; N,N-dimethylaniline monooxygenase activity
Source: RefSeq, a predicted model, not a curated record